AUGGCGAGCUCCCCCAGCAAGUCCCUAUGUGCUACAUUCGACGACGACGCACAAAUGAAGAUCACAGUAAACCUGGGCGGAUACACCACACAGGUCCUGAUAGACUCAGGAGCCCAAGGAAACUUUAUCGCACCCCGAAUAGUGCAACAGCGAGAAAUACCAUGGAAUCAGAAGCAAAACCCUUACCGACUAAGGAAUGUGGAAGGGAAAGAAGUCGAGUAUGGCGGAGGCAGCAUUGAUCAGGAGACAGCGCAACUCCCUUUGCUCUACCAUGGCCAUCAGGAGCUUAUCAGCCUCGACAUCACGGAGAUAGGAAACCACGACGUUAUCCUCGGAAUUCCAUGGCUACGAAGACAUAACCCACAAAUCGAUUGGGUUACCGGCCGAAUAAAAUUCAAUCCAGCCUCUGAGAAGCACUCGACGAAGGCCUCAUGCGGAUUACUAGCAGCAACCAGAGCAAGACCACGCCUGAUGCUAAGGAUAAAAGACAUUGGCACUAGGACGCUAGCAGCCACGACGAUUGACAAAGUCACGGAAGAUCCAAUGUCAAAGAUACCUGUUGAAUACAGGGUCUACAGCAAACUCUUUGCACCAGAACUCGAGACCGGAUUACCGGAACACAGCAAGUGGGAUCACAAGAUCGAAAUUAAGGAAGGACACGAACCCACCUUUAACAAAAUAUACCCACUCAACCAAGAAGAAAUGAAAGCCUUAGACGAAUGGCUUGACGAAAAUCUUGCGAAAGGAUUCAUCAGACCUUCGAAAUCACCCGCAGGAUACCCCGUACUAUUCGUACCAAAGAAGAACGGGAAGAAACGACUUUGUGUCGAUUAUCGACGACUCAACGAUAUUACGAUCAAAGACUGUUACCCACUGCCCCUCAUAUCGGAACUAAGAGACCUACUCUACGAGGCCCAAUGGUUCACAGCCUUGGACCUUAAAGGAGCCUACAACCUUAUCCGAAUUGCAGAAGGAGAUGAGUGGAAAACAGCCUUCCGAACGAGAAGAGGACAGUUUGAAACGUUAGUCAUGCCAUUUGGACUCACCAACGCACCGGCUACAUUCCAAACUAUGAUCAACCAAGUACUACGGGAAUAUCUGGACAAGUCUGUUGUUGUGUACCUCGACGACAUCCUUAUAUUCUCCAAAACGUUGGAAGAACACAAGAAGCAUGUCCACGAGAUUCUCAAAGCACUCGAACAAGCGAAGCUACUUGUGGAACCAGAGAAGAGUCUGUUUCACAAACAGGAAGUAGAAUUUUUAGGGUUCACAAUCACGCCAGGCGUAAUCAAGAUGUCCCCUAACAAAAUCAAGGCUGUGCAAGAAUGGCCUACACCAGAAAACCCGAAGGACAUACUAUCCUUCUUAGGAUUUGUCAACUUCUACCGAAAAUUCCUCAAAGACUACUCCAAAACGAUAUUGCCUCUUACCGAACUCACUAAGAAAAAUGCACCUUGGGAAUGGACAGACAAACAACAGAAAGCGUUCCAAGAAGUCAAGGACAAGGUCACAUCGGAACCCGUCAUCCAGAUUCCGAACCCUGAGAAGCCCUUCGAGCUCGAAACGGAUGCUUCGAACGAAGCUGAAGGAGCGCAGCUAGGCCAAAGGGACGAGAACGGAGUCCUACACCCCUGUGGAUUCUUUUCAAGGAAGUUCCAAGGACCUGAACUGAAUUACCAGAUCCAUGAUAAGGAACUUAUGGCAAUUAUCGACGCAUUCAAAGAAUGGAGACCCCAACUAUCAGGAACAAAGUACGAAGUAAAAGUGUACACGGAUCACAAGAAUCUGGCACACUUCACCACUUCGAAAGAGCUCAACAAACGACAAAUCAGAUGGUCAGAAUUCCUCUCAGAAUUCAACUUCAGAAUCAUCUACAGGAAAGGAUCAGAAAACGGCAGAGCAGACGCGCUCAGCCGAAGACCCGAUUACAAGGACGAAGUCCCAGAAGAAACUCAGGUUAUCCUCAAAAAAGACAAUGGCGACCUCGUACCCGCCGCGAAACUCUUAAUGAUCGGCGACCGUGUCAAGACCAGCACGACUGGAAGAAUGACACACGACCAGAUCAGGGAGAUACACAGCGCACCCGCUCACGGUCACCAAGGAGAUUGCGAAGUCUGCGCAAAAAGUAAGCCUAGCAGACAUAAACCAUAUGGAGAAUUACAACCAUUGCUAGCACCACCAGCACCCUGGCACUCAAUCUCUCUAGACUUUAUCGUCAAACUACCAAAAUCGAGAGAACCACUCACUAAAGUACAGUACGACAGUAUACUAGUAGUUGUGGAUAGAUUCACGAAGUACGCGUAUUUCAUACCAUACUUGGAAUCAAGCACGGCAGAAGACUUAGCAUACACCUUUCUCAGGAUCAUUGUCAGCCAACACGGCCUGCCCCAGGAAAUAGUAUCAGACAGAGGAUCAGUCUUUACGUCCAAGUUCUGGAGAUCCCUGAUCUCGCAGCUCGGAGCAAAGCACAGCCUCAGCACUGCCUUCCACCCGCAGUCCGACGGACAAACGGAAAGAAUCAACCAGAUCCUGGAAACGUACCUAAGGAGUUAUGUGAACUACGACCAGGACAACUGGGUCAAGUUGUUACCAACCGCACAGUUCGCAUACAACAGUUCAAUAGGAGAAAGCACGCGAGAAUCACCUUUCUUCCUCAACUAUGGAUUCAACCCUACCGCUUAUGGAGAACCCCGAACCGGCUCUGCCGCGAUAAAAGCAGUAGCAGACAUCAAGAAACUUAAGGAAAUCCAACAAAAACUACCCCAAGAACUCGAAUUCGUACGGCAAAGAAUGAAGAAACACGCCGACCGACAUAGGGUGAGAGGCCCACCCCUAAAAGAGGGAGGUAGCGCCUACCUCAUACGGCGAAACAUCAAAACGAAACGACCUAGCGACAAACUCGACUUCAAAAAACUAGGACCUUUCGAAAUCACGAAGAAAAUUUCCGAAGUCAACUACGAGUUGAAACUACCGGAAACAAUGAAAUGUCACCUAGUCUUUCACGUCUCAUUAUUAGAACCAGCACCGGACGGUAUACACACCGAAGACUGCAUCAUUGUGGAAACAGAUGAUACCGAAUACGAAGUAGAACGCAUUCUAGACUACCGGAGGAAUGACGAAACAACAGAAUACUUCAUUAAGUGGAAAAACUAUGGACACGAAGACGAUUCGUGGGAACCAGCUAAGAACCUGGAACACGCUCAGGAAGAACUCCAACAAUACUGGCACUAG
Molecule: messenger RNA, 3231 nt
Organism: Colletotrichum truncatum
Lineage: Eukaryota; Fungi; Ascomycota; Sordariomycetes; Glomerellales; Glomerellaceae
Product: reverse transcriptase domain protein
Biological process (GO): DNA integration
Molecular function (GO): nucleic acid binding
Source: RefSeq, a predicted model, not a curated record